Molecule: messenger RNA, 1979 nt
Organism: Oryza sativa Japonica Group (Japanese rice)
Lineage: Eukaryota; Viridiplantae; Streptophyta; Magnoliopsida; Poales; Poaceae
Product: AT-rich interactive domain-containing protein 2
Molecular function (GO): DNA binding
Source: RefSeq, a predicted model, not a curated record
UCUAGGGUUUUGUGCUCCCUCCAUGAUUUAAGAGCUAGAGAAACCAUUUGCCAUCCUUUUCUCCCAAAUUUUUUUCCCUCUCUUCUCCCAACAACACACCAUCGAGCAAAGCAAAGGCGAGAGGAGGAGAAGACGAGGAGUUUUCUCCCAAUCCUGAGGGCUUGCAAGCAAAAAUGGCCCCCCUCCCAACCCCACCACCACCAUCCGCCCCUUCCUCCGCGCCCCCUUUCAAAUCCAACGCCUCGAGCUCUCGCCCCAACCGCGCGCCGCCCGAGGGCGCGCCCACCUCGCCGGCGGCGGCCACCAGGCCGCCACCGUUCGCCAUGGUCCCGGCGGUGUCCGAGGCCGUCCUCGCGGUGUUCGACGUCUCCACCACGCUCCGCUCGCAGGGGUACCUCGCCGGGCAGGAGCUGCCCAGCAUCACCCUCCCCGAGGACCGCGCCCCGGAGGUGUUCGAGCGGCUGCUCGGGUCCUUCCUCGCGCAGUCGCAUGGGCCCGGCGUGCUCCCGCCGCGCCCCAUGCCUCCCCUGCUCGGGGACGGCACCCCCGUGGGGCUGCUCCGCCUGUACCUCGCCGUCAGGGCGUGCGGCGGGUUCGAGGCCGUGCGUUCGUGGGCGGCCGCCGCCGAGAUGGCCGGCCUCAACCCCGCCAUGGACGUCCCCAUCAUGCUGGUGUACCACAAGUACCUCUGCCCCCUGGAGGCGAGCUUCCUCAGGGCCCAGAAGCUGAGGGAGGAGGCCGGGAGCAGCGGCGGGAGCGCCAAGAAGGGCAAGUUCCUCGCGCCGGCGGCCAGGGACGCCGAGGGCGUCGAGGAGGUGCUGGACCUGAAGCGCAAGAGGGAGAACCUCGUGGGGAUGCUCAACUGGGUGCGCCAGGUGGCGAAGAAGCCAGAUCGGCGUCGCUCCGGCAGGAACGCCGCCGACAACCACCUCUCCAUGGCGUUGAUGUUCCGCCGCCAGAUGUUCGUCGACGACGGCUUCAGCGACAAGCCCCAUGGCUGCGCAUCGCCUGAGCCCGAGGCAACAGAGCCUGAGAGUGGUCUUACAACUGAGGAUGGACAGUAUGAUGGAUGGGAUGAUCAACAAUCUGCAGGUGGGAGCAGUAACUGGAAUUCUCGUGCAAAUCGCUCUUUUGGUCUGGCAGAUAUUCCAGAAUGGACUGGGAAGCCUUCAUUACCUUAUGAAGAUCCAGAUAUGCUGAGAUUUCUUGGAGAGCCUAUUUUAACUCCAAAAAACAAUGAGGUCUUUGAUGAUACUAUUGGUAAGGGCAGGCCAGACAAGUGCAACUGUGAAGUCCCAGGUUCCACUUCUUGUGUCAGAUUUCAUGUGGCAGAGAAAAAGACCGAGCUGAAGCGUGAAAUGGGCUCAUCAUACUAUGCAAUGAAGUUUGAUGAAAUUGGACAGGAUGCAGCAUUAACAUGGCAAAAGGAUGAAGAAAAGAAGUUUGAGACCAUUGUCCAGCAGAAUCUGCCUUCAUCUAAGUACAAUUUCUGGGACAAGCUGCGUGCCGCCUUCCGUUACAAAGGUGAACGUGCCCUUGUGAGUUACUACAACAAUGUUUUCCAGCCGCGCAGAAGAGCCUUCCAGAAUCGAGUAGCUCAACAUGCUAAUGGUGUAGAUAGUGAUGAUGACUCAAUUGAACCUGCCUUCCUACGCCUUCGUCAAGACGGUGGUAAGAGUAGAUCCAGGUCUUCUGCUUCCUCUAGGAACCAAAAUCAGUCUUAGGGUGAUAGUCUUCUAUAAGUAACUGGUGGCUCCAGUUCAGCUUCACCUGGAGCUCAAGACUCAAAAGGUUCAUUUAUUUUUAUCUUCACCAAUUGGUUACUGGACUGGAGACGGUAAGUGAGCUUCAAUUGGGAAUCUCACUGAGACUUGGUGGUGGUUUUUGUGAAUACCUCUGUGUGGCGCGUUGCCCGUUUACCUUAAAAUCUCAAUGCAACUGUGUUGAUAUUUAGACUAUCUUAAAAGGUUGUUUUACCA